AUGCUAUUGCUACAAGUCGCCAUCAAACCCCUCAGGCCUAGGCUGGCGACCCCAUCUAAGCUGCCGCCCAACGCGGAGCGUCUGACGCCACCCAAGAACCCACGGAAAUGCCAUAUAGAAGAGAGAGAAUUGGAGGGACUAUGGCUGUAUGACAUCACUCAAAAGUCGAAUAGCAGGAGUGACAGAGAACUGAGUCCGCGGCGUCAGCGACGAAUUUUGUACUUUGCCGGGGGAGGGUGGCAGAUGCCACCGAGCAAGAAUCAUUGGACUUUCUGCAUGGAACUUGUCCGACGGCUCGACAACACAACAGUUACGAUCAUCUCUGCACCUCUCGCACCGAAACACCCUGUCUCAGUUGCAUUCCCUUGCAUUCAAAGAGCGUACAGUUCCCUUCUAAGCGAAUCACAUGACGCCGGCGAAAGUGUGAUUGUUGCUGGUGAUAGUUCAGGCGGUAACAUUGCACUAAGUCUCGUGGCUUGGACUUUGAAGCACCCAAAUAAGGAGGUUGCGGACCCACCUGUUGCUGUCAUAGCCAUCAGCCCUACGGUAGACCUUCGUCAUGAACUCCCAGAGAUCAGAGUGGUGGAGAAAUCCGAUUCACUUCACACUUUCGAAUCCAUCAAAGCCACUGCUGAGGCAUGGUGCCCCCCGGAAGCAACUAAAGAGUCGAGCAAAACUUUGCAACGAAAACAAGGGCACAAUCAUGUCUGCUACGACUGGGGAUUGAAUGAUCCAAGAGUAUCUCCCAUACACGCCGAUCUUGGGGUCUUUCUACAACACAACGUCCGCAUAUAUGGAGUAUCUGGGUCAUAUGACGUGCUAGCACCCGAGGCUAUUGCUUUCCGAAAUAAGUGCAAGGAGCGUGGAGUCCCUGGAGAGUGGCUGUCAUGGGAAAGACAGAUGCAUUGUUUUCCUCUGAUGUUCAAAUAUGGGCUCAAAGAGGGUAAGGAAGGCAUAGACUGGAUGAUUCAUGUUCUCGACAAGCACUGA
Molecule: messenger RNA, 990 nt
Organism: Colletotrichum costaricense
Lineage: Eukaryota; Fungi; Ascomycota; Sordariomycetes; Glomerellales; Glomerellaceae
Exons: 1
Coding region: 1-990 (329 amino acids)
Molecular function (GO): lipase activity
Source: RefSeq, a predicted model, not a curated record